GCCGCCGUGUCCGACGGGGCGGUCCCGGAAGAGCCCCGGGCGGGGCGGGGGCGCCGAGGCCAUGGGGGCUUUGCUCAUCCUUCUGCUGCUGCAGCUGCCCGGCACCACCGGCGGCGCGGGGGUGUGCGGGAGCUGCCCCGGGCUAAUGCGGAACGACUCCGUCGUAGCCCAGUUUUGUGCAUCCAGGCCCGGUACAGAGAGUGAGGGGCGCUGCUGCUGGGAUCAGGGCGUCCGUCCGGAGCGGUUGCUGGGGCUGGACCUGAGUGACUGCUCCCUGCAGAACCUCCCCCCGGGGCUGGCUGAGGCCUCCUCUGCUGCUGUCCUAGACCUGACGGAGAAUCCUCUGACAACCCUCCCCAAUGGCUCCUUCCUGGGCUUCACCCUCCUGCAGCUGCUAGCAGUGCCACUGCCGCUGGAGUGCCCAGGUGGGAACAGCGCCUGGGAGGAGGUGACGACAAGCGGGAGCAGCCGGCUCUGCCAGGGCCAGAGGAACUCCUGCAACAGCUCCGGAGAGCCUGCCUGGCCGUGCCCUGAGAAUGCUGCCUGUGCCCCAGACGGUCCCGGCCUCGUCCAGUGCCUCUGUAACAGCCCCUUCCAUGGGUACAAGUGCCUGCGUGAGGGCACGUUCCCGCUGCUGCUCUUCUGUGGAGUACUGGGAGCCACCACCCUGUCUCUGUCCCUCCUGCUGUGGGGCACCCAGCGCCGGAAGGCCAAGGCCCCUUGAGAAGACCUCAUAAGGGAGGGGGAUGCUCUGUAUCCCAGAGGAGCCUGUGCCACUGGGUUAUGGUUACUGUGCAGCAGCAGCGAGGGAAGAAUAAAGCCCUGGGCAGCCUC
Melopsittacus undulatus (budgerigar) is the source of this 834-nucleotide messenger RNA. It is a transcript of the gene ATRAID, whose product is annotated as all-trans retinoic acid induced differentiation factor. The transcript has 7 exons. Gene Ontology annotation, cellular component: intracellular membrane-bounded organelle. The record is from RefSeq and is a predicted model, not a curated record. Bases 62 to 724 code for a protein of 220 amino acids. Gene Ontology annotation, biological process: positive regulation of osteoblast differentiation. Lineage: Eukaryota; Metazoa; Chordata; Aves; Psittaciformes; Psittaculidae.